This is a messenger RNA of Microdochium trichocladiopsis, 1716 nucleotides long. RefSeq lists its product as uncharacterized. The transcript has 3 exons. NCBI's taxonomy places the organism in Eukaryota, Fungi, Ascomycota, Sordariomycetes, Xylariales, Microdochiaceae. The record is from RefSeq and is a predicted model, not a curated record. The coding region runs from base 1 to 1716 and encodes 571 amino acids.
AUGUUUGGCGAGGGUGAAGUUGCAAAGUCUGGCACUCGUGGCCGGAAGGUUGAGUUGAAGAACAAAGACACGGCUGGUCAGAACGAGCCAAGGUGUCGGCGAAUCCAGUGGGCGUUCCUCAGCAUCGCUUCUCGACCUUAUCUGACACAGUCGAUUGAGGUCCUUCAGUGGGUCAUGUUUCCUGACCAAGAGACCGUUCUCAGACGAUGGAUGGGUGGCCCGUUGAGAGGAUACAGCAGGAAAGCGAGAGUGAUGAGCCAGGUCUUUCUGGAUGACUGCUGGCUUCCGCUUCGAGAUUGGCCACGCGAGUGCACCCGCGCAUGGGACGCAUUUUGCCCAGAGCUCAGUGCAGCGCUCUCCGCGAUGCCGCAUCUACAAACGCUGGAGUUGCGAGAAUACCGCAGCUUGCCAGGCUAUCACCCUAUCAAGGGCCAUGGCGCAAUCUCCUACAAGGAUGGCCCCAAAAUCGGAAGCCUGGACUGGAACGAUAAGACCAGCUUGACAGAGCCGUACAAGUUCCUUGCUCAGGCCAUUGAGAACAGAAACAACAACAUGGAGGAGUCGGACUGGGUCGGGAACGCGGUGGUCUCCUGGACCAGGUUUGACGUUUCUGACAAGGUGGCCAGCGUCACCUACUUCCGCCCCGUCCCCAUAGCGGAUCUCCAGCACAUCAGGAACGUCGACAUCUGUUUACCUCGCUCCGGCACGGACUGUGUGAGGACUCUUGCGACUAUCCUAAGUUCGCUCCAGUGUCUCGAGAGCCUCACUGUUCGCUACAAACCCGAUCCCGGGUGUCGCAUCCCACCAGCAUCAGAUUCCAAUCCGGAGCUCGCUACGGCCUUUUUCGACUCACUUGUCUGUGGUGAUGCUCGCUGGCCUCGCCUCUGCAUGCUUAGUCUGAUCCGCUUGAAGAUACCCGCGGCCGUGAUGGCGAGCUUCCUUGCAUUGCACGCCCCCGGGCUCCAGCAGGUCGAGUUCAGGGACUGCAAGCUCACGACGGCACACAUCGAGGCAAUCGCUUCGAUCCAGCUCCCUAAGCUGUCUUGGUUUACCGCCUUCACGCCAGAAGCCAAGGAAGACAUCUCGCCGGCGGAAUUCACGGACUACCUGAAAAAUAACCAAGGCAACUUGGCCAGCGGAUCCUCCUCCCGUGUCGGCACGCACCUUGAGUCCCAACCGGGGGACGCGUUCGUCAGCGUCUUCGAACCCGUCGACGAGCAGGAUCGUUCUAUUCCUCACGGGACCUGGUCACUGCCGUCGCUCACGGGCGGCUACAUCUUCGACGUGACGCCGCGCAUGUCAACUUUCGGCUCGGGAGCUGAGAGCUUCAAGGCUUUGUGGCGAUGGGCACGGUCCAACCCCUCUCGCGACAUUUACUACUGGCAAGCAGACCCCGGCGACGCUCAGGCGGAGCCGACCUACACAUGGAGUUGCAGUCGAGGCUCAACGGCGGAACGUGUGGUCUGUAGAGAUCCGCACGAGAUAUGGGAUGACUGGGGCAAAAUCCCCGGCGAUGUGGCCACUCCCACACCCUUUGGUCCGGACUUUGCACGCCUCGUCCACGGCACGGAGCCGUGGGGCAAUGCAGAGGCUCCCGGUGAUGAAAUCCCACCAUAUGCGACCAAGCUCACCAAGAGAGCAAUCAGAGACUUCAAGAAGCAUGCACGUUGGAUUGAUCCAGCGAGGGAACAGUUCUGGUUAGAGCUACUGCGUUGA